UUUAAUCCUCACAAGCGUUACCGGCAGCCAUUUUGUUUUAGGUGUUGACUCUCGAUGUCGUGCCUUAAAACCGGCUACGUUUAUUUUCAGAGUUGUUUGUUGUAGUUGACAAUAUUUGUCGAGUUGGUAGGAUAUCUAAAAUAAUUUUUUUGUGUGUAUUUGGAAAUAUAUUUUGAUAAGACUAAUAUAGCCAGCCUGCUAACAUAGCUAAACUGCCCGCAGCAAAAUGGCGACCAAUACGACCCAACAGACCGCGACUGCGAGCUGGCCUUAUGGGGGCAGUACUGCAACAGAUCCGCCUGUUCAUGAAAACCCUGAGUGGGAGAAAGCGAGACAGGCGCUGGCCUCCAUCAGCAAGAGCCAGAGCUCCACCAAGGCAGCUGCAAACAACCUCACCAGCACACAGGCUGGACAGUAUCAAGCAGCAGCGACUGACACUUCUGCAAUGCAGCAGCAGCAGCAACCAUACUAUCAGUGGUACCCACAGAACCAACAGCAGUAUGCAGGAUACACUUACCCCUACAAUUACUACUACCACCCUGCGGUGCCUCCGUAUGGAGGAACAUAUCCCCCUGGUCAGUAUGGCGUUCCUGGAGCUUACCAGCAACCGACAACUGCCUCCACACAGCACACUGGCAUGACUGGAUUGAAGGAGCAGACUUCUGGUUACCCAUGUGAAGUACAGCCCCCACCUCCGGAUGUCCCCCAGCCUCCGCCACAAAGUCCCACAGGCACAGAGAAGCCUCCUCCUCCACCUCCCCCUCCUAUACCACCACCACCCAACACUCAAUAUCCUCCACCGCCUUCCUUAUAUAACCCAAAUGGAGCAAUGCCUUAUAGCUCUAAUGAUGCCAGUCCUGUGAGGAAUUAUGUGUAUGGGCAGAAUAGACCGGUUUACCAGGGUUUUCAGGCUUCAUGCUACCAAACAUCGCAGCAGGGCACAGCAUCGGGCCCGUAUGGAGGAGCAGGUCGAGGGGAAAGCAGCAAGAAAACCAAUAAUGGAAAUGUGAACAAAUGCGGGCAACAGAUGUGGAACCGCAUGAAACAGGCUCCUGGAACGGGAAGUGUUAAAUUUAACAUCCAGAAACGACCAUAUGUAAUGAGCAAUCAGAGUUUUGGAGCUGGGGAGCAGGAAAAUGGAUUGUCUACCUCUACUACAACCACACCAACAACAACUGUGUCUUCGGCAACAUCUGCUACAACUGCAGGAGGUUCCCAAACUGGGCCUCAAGACUGGCCCCAGGCCAUGAAGGAAUAUGUUCAGCGUUGCUUCACCGCUUGUGAGACUGAGGAAGACAAAGACAGGACCGAAAAGGUGCUAAAGGAAAUUCUACAGAGCAGAUUACAAGAUGGUUCUGCCUUCACCAUAGACUGGACUAGAGAACCUCUUCCAGAGGUGAAACCUAGGCAGUCCCGUUGGGAGGUGGCACCUCAACGCGCUCAAGACAACACUGCUGGCCGAGGUGGGGCCACUCGAGGUAGGGGUGGUGCUCGACUGGGCAACUACAGAAAUGUGUUUUCUCAAAGAAGUCCCUCUUCCAGCUCAUCCCGCUCAUCAUCUCGUUCGCCUUCUCCUCAUAGCCGUUACAGAGAGAAAAACAGACAUCGACGCAGUGAUUCUGGCUCCCAGUCUGACAGCAGCAUGUCGAGUGACCUCCGACCUCUCUCUCGCAGACAGCGGGGCGGAAGAGGCCGUGGGGAAGAGAGGGAGAAGGGGCGAGGAGCAGGAGGAGAGAGAGGCAGGGGGAGAGGAGGAAAAGGGAAUCGAGGAAGAAGGAACGACGAUCUGACUGGUGUCUUCGGUAAAAAGCGGAAAGGUGGAUCAGCGGGUCUGGACUUCCACGACCCAAACCGUGAGGCUAAGAAGCAGAGCCGGGCUGCACGAUUCCACACCAAGCGCACUGAGCCACUGGUACUGAAUAUCAAUGCCAUUGAGCUCCCCAAUGCCUCCCAGGAGGGCCUCAGCUGGGAUGAAUGCCCAAUUGUGGGUACCUGCCAGGACAUCACCAAACACUAUCUGCGUCUGACCUGUGCUCCUGAUCCUGCUACUGUCCGACCAGUACCUGUAUUGCGCAAGUCUCUGACUGCAGUGAAGGCUCACUGGAAGGCCAAUCAGGAUUACCCGUAUGCCUGUGAACAGAUGAAGUCAAUAAGACAAGACCUCACUGUUCAAGGGAUACGAACAGAAUUCACAGUGGAGGUCUAUGAAACUCAUGCACGUAUUGCUCUGGAGAAGGGUGACCAUGAGGAGUUUAACCAGUGCCAGACACAGCUGAAGGAACUUUACAAGGACUGUCCAUCGAGCAACUUGGGAGAAUUCACCUCAUAUAGACUGCUGUACUACAUUUUCACAAAGAACUCUGGAGACUUAACCACUGAGCUGGUGUAUCUCACCCCUGAGCUGCGUCAGGAUGAUUGUGUAUCUCACGCUCUUGAACUACGUGCUGCCUGGGCGCUAGGAAACUACCAUCGUUUUUUCUUGCUAUAUAAGAGAGCCCCACGUAUGGCAGCUUACCUCAUUGACAAAUUUGUGGAUCGUGAGAGGAAGUUAGCACUGAGGGCUAUUAUCAAAGCGUUCAGGCCCUCUGUGCCGGUGGAGUAUAUACAGUCCAGUCUGGCCUUCCCUUGUUUAGAUACAUGUUUGACUUUCCUGGCGGGGCUCAGCGUUACAUUCGUUCAGUCAGAUCCUAGCAAAAUCGAUUGCAAAGCCAGCUCGGCGUGUCUCACCACUUAAAGUACAAGGGAGGGACGGGAGUAUUUAGACCCUGAUAGGAGUGACAAGGGACCAUAUAUCUGCAUAACACAGCCAGCCUAACUUUGAGAUGACGAUGUACAGCAUCGCUUACACUUAUUUAUAUUCUUAUUACUCUUAUAGAGUACGAAUGACCAUAGAUAGGGACUGUAAAUACCUACAUUUAAUGACUUGUUGUCAUGGCGACUAGCUGAUCUGUCUAUACUUGAAACCUCAGAGUAUUAACACUGGGAGGGAAGCUGCCUAUAGGACACAAAUCCACACAGAUAGACCAAAUGCAGUUAAACAUUUCUGUAGUGCAUCUUCAACCAUCAGCGCAGAGAGGCUUAGAUAGUAUCAGGAAAGAACCUCCGAAUUCCCUAGUCUCGCACAUCAUUUUAAAGCUAAUGGUGUUCUGUGUUCUCAUGUUUUUCUCCCCUCAAGCCAACAGCCUGAAAAGUCCAUAUGAAGAGAAUGUCCUGAAAACCAAAGUUGUGAAGACAAAGGCUGAGUGAAACUUCCUGUUCUUCUCAGGACAAAGACGGCCACUGCAAGCGCUACGUUCCAGAUUACAAGCUCCAAUCAUGUUCUCCCCUAAGCUGUCGGUUUUUAAUGGACUUUGCGCUGAUGAUGGAUGCCAGUCCGGUGAGAAGAUGGUUUGUAUGCCCCCAUGUGUCUUCUUCCUGUGUCUAUUGAGAGCGUGGCAGAAGAGCUUCGCUGGAGAUCAAGCAGCCUCCUGAGCUUUUCAUCUGAGAAAUUCCAGGUAUAGACUUGUAGAAAUGGAUCAGGCAGCAUGUCAAGAUGCGUAUCUAAAGAGCAAAUCUCAAUGAAAUGAGUGGCUGCAGAACGGCAAAGACUAAUUUAAAAGAGAUGCGGGUCUGCAGCAAAAUCUACAGAAUCUAGGACCACAGUAGUUCGGCAGAAGUUUUCUCAGCUUGAGUUCGUAAAGGUCUACCCCCCCAAAUCAACAGCAGAUUUUCCAUGAUGCUCAAGAUCACCUAACAGAGAGAGAAUCCAGAGCGCAUCACUUGAAGUGAGGAUGAUCAGAGCAGCGGCGAAAUCUGUAAGGCAGCAGAGGAAAAGUGGCGAAUGCAGCUGUGAUCAUCUCAGCCGAAUGACGUCGCUUUGGGAGCUUUCUUCUCCUGUCCAUGUAGGAGCUGAAAGCAUAUGGGUUUGUAUCGGGCCUGAGCGCAUAUGUAUAUGCGUGGUAAGAAGAAGGAACUUGGCUGGUUUUAGAAAGAGAAUUAUUGAUCUAGCAGCUAAUACUGUGGUGUUUUGACAAACAUGCUGUCAUAUUCACCGUAUGAUGUUUAAGGUUUCUUUACUGCUUUCUAAUAAUCAACGCAAGGUUGUAAAGAAAAGGCAAAUCUUUUUAAGCGAAAGAAAAACGAUCAGAAGGCAUCAUGAUGCAACUUUUUGUUUUCAUCGUUUUAUGACACUUGGUUGUUUGGCGAGUUUAGGGUCAAUAAAAUCUGACCUGCCGGUGGUUUUUUCCUCUUGCUGUAGCCCAUAAAUGUUGGCCCAGCUUGUUGUUUUGGAGAACAAAGCAGACUUUGGUGUAUUGAGCAGAGAUGUUUAUCGUUGGUAAAUCUUUGAGUUACCUUCAGGUGAAGCAAUCGUUCGGUGUGCGUGCGCAUGUGUGUGGAAGUGUAAAUAUUGUAGAGUCUGGGUUUUUUUUUUGCUCUGGGAUUAAAUCGGUGAAAUUUCCUGUUUGCAAUGGUAAGUGCUGAUUUUGUAAUUUGGAAAGUACCUGUAAAUGGAAGAUCUUUUUUUAAACCAAAGUUUAAAUAAUUCUAUCGUUUUGAUUUAUUCAAAUAUGUAAAUGUAUAGAGAAUAUUGAAAGGAUGAUAAAUGUUUUGUUUGGUUUGUUUGUUUGUUUUUUGGCUUUGUGGUGUUGGAUGAACUGGUCAUGGUAGUUGCUUCUGGAUGAUUACUUACAAAUGUCUUUAGUAUUGUAAGAUCUCAACCUUUUUGUUGCACCAGAAUCUUUUUAAUUCAUAUGCUGUUAUUUUAACUUCUCCACCCCCCAUUUUCUUGCUUCUACAACGUUUAAAUUACUCACUUCCAGUUUUCCUAAUGUUUUUUUUUUUUUUUUUUUUCCUGCCCCCUUCUUCUUCUCCCCAAUGCUGAUUUUUGAAGAUUUAGAACGAGAGAGCUCUUUUAGUUUAAGCACCGUUUCUACACCAGUUAACACCACUGUUACACUUCUCGGUGUGAUUCCUUGUUUGACUCUCAGCUGAAGUUGACUAUAUAGAAGAAGCACUAAUCUGGUCGUAUUAACUGGUGUGUUGAGUGUUGCUGUUUUUUUUGUUUUUUCCUCUUUAUUCUUGCUUGUGAAUCAUUUCAGUGUUUAGUGUAUGAAAGGAUUAAUUACUUGCUGCAUUACCGUUUCUGUCCACUUGUUCUGUAGAAUGUCGUAGAAUGGCAGUAACAAAUGAUCCUUGUUAAAAGCAUCUUAAUCAGUUUGAUUGUCCUGUGCAACACCUCAUUACCACCACCAACCCCCACCCUCCCCUCCGUUUCUGUCUUCCUCUCCUGCUCUAUUCUCAUUACCAGAUUUCUCUUUUGUCUUUGCAGUCAUGCAUAAUGGAAGCUAAACGAGGGAUGGCAAGCGGAAACAAAUGAGAGAGAAACGUGUUUCCAGAGUUGAACUGGACGCUGGAAAGUGGCCACACGUGACAAAUGUAUUCACUGUGCUAAACCUUAACGUGCGAUGCGUAUGCCAUUUUUCUAUAAUAACUGCAGUCUUUAAGCUUUACAUCACAAUGCGAUUUUUUUUUUUCUUUUCUUUUCUCCCCCCCCCCUUUACUGUGGUCAGUAAAUGUAUUGUCUAAAGGUAAAUUUCAAUGUUCAGAUGUGUUUUGCUCCCCUUUUUACAAUUUUCAAUUUUUUUUUAAUAUCCAGUGACUUUAUAUUGCUUUAAGCUUUGUUAGUAUCCUUAGCGUUUUUGUUUCUGGCAGCUUGUAGAGCAUCAGGCUGGGGCACAGGCCACAUCUGAACGUCGCCUUCACAGAUUUUCUCCCACACCAGGUUGUUCUCAGCUGAAUGUAAACUUUUUUCUUUAUAUAACAAUUCAUUAUGAAAAAUGAA
Molecule: messenger RNA, 5821 nt
Organism: Silurus meridionalis
Lineage: Eukaryota; Metazoa; Chordata; Actinopteri; Siluriformes; Siluridae
Gene: leng8
Product: leukocyte receptor cluster (LRC) member 8
Exons: 15
Coding region: 227-2734 (835 amino acids)
Cellular component (GO): nucleus
Source: RefSeq, a predicted model, not a curated record